AUGAGCGGAAUGGUUGAAAACUGUCCAAAGAUUUCACAGCUUUUUUUCGAGAAUUUGAGUGACAAUCAUUUUCUUAAGGCACCCAUCACUAUCAACAUUUCUCUCAAUGCAGUCCUAGCACUAACAGCAACCCUAGGUAAUGGAAUGAUUAUCGUCGCCAUCUUGAGAUCCCAGAACCUACAGACACCAUCCUACUUACUGAUAACAAGUUUAGCCUUCACAGAUCUCCUGAUCGGUUUGGUAUUUCAUCCGCUUCUAAGCAUAUUAAAUAGUUAUUACUUGCAAGGCAAAGUUCAUGAAGUAUGUCGAAUGACUAAACCAGUAAUAUUCUUUGGAGUUCUCGUUGGGUAUGGUUCUAUGUUGAUGGUUACAUGUAUCAGUAUAGACAGAUACUUGGCACUGACUCUAAGACAUCGAUACAACGUUAUUGUCACCAAGAAACGAGUCUGCCUGUCGAUCGUUUUUGCAUGGAGUUCUGUUUUUCUAUUAGCAAUUUUAAAUAUGCCUGAGGAACUCUUCGAUAUCGUCUUCGUUGCGGAGUCUUUUAUCCUCCUGGUUCUGUUUUCCAUCACCUGUGUCUUCUACAUCAAAUCUUUCAGAGCCCUUCAUCUUUACACAGUCCAAGUUCAAGCCCAACAACCAAACCCGUUGGCUGGGAACUUUGAUAUCGUCAAAUACAAGAAAACUUUGAAGACAAUGCUUGUGGUGCUAGUUCAAAGAUAUUCGAAAUACUUGUGUACAAAUGUUGAAAAAUCCCCUUCAUCGAUAACAUCACCUUCUUAG
This is a messenger RNA of Actinia tenebrosa (Australian red waratah sea anemone), 783 nucleotides long. RefSeq names its product histamine H2 receptor-like. The record is from RefSeq and is a predicted model, not a curated record. Lineage: Eukaryota; Metazoa; Cnidaria; Anthozoa; Actiniaria; Actiniidae.